Molecule: messenger RNA, 609 nt
Organism: Lactuca saligna
Lineage: Eukaryota; Viridiplantae; Streptophyta; Magnoliopsida; Asterales; Asteraceae
Source: the annotation of a GenBank genome assembly
AUGAGGAUGCACAUGCAAAAACUUCAUGGUAUACACCCCUUAUGGCUAUAUUUCAAGAAUCCCAACAACAACCACAUGAAUCCAAUUACACCACUGCAUAACCAAAUAACUUGCAUUAAAAAAAAUCUCUUUCUUUCUUUUUUGAUCAAAAGAAUCAACGAUUAUAGCAUCGUACUUUCCUUCUGGUGUCGUUUUCUGGGUUCAAAUGUCAUGUCAAUGGACUUCCAUCCUCAACACCAAACUAUUCCCUUAGCUGGAACAAAUGUGGGUGAAAUAAGCAUUUGGGAGAUUGGAACUCGAGAAAGAAUGGUGCAUAAACCCUUCAAGGUUUGGGAUUUAUCUGCUUGUUCAAUGCCUUUUCAGAAAUGUCCUUUAAAAUGUUGGCGAGGUGGGUUAUGCCUUUCAAGAUCUAUUGGAGAUAGAGAUGUUGGGGAGUUCAUUAUUCCAGUCCCUCAUGUCAAACAAGUGAAGCUAUCUUCUGCUGGUGGGCUGCUUGUAAUUUCAAGUGAUGGAGUCUGGGAUGCUCUUUCCACUGAAUUAGCUCUUGAAUGCAGUCCCGGAUUGGCUCCGGAAUCAGCAGCAACACAAAUUGUCAAAGGGCUUUCUUGA